AUUAAAUGGUAAUCAAACUAACAAUCAAAGCUAACAAUGUCGUAGUAAGCUCUAUUGAAAACCUUUGUUUAGUAAUUAUUGUUAUAUUAUUUGCUUGUUUUCAUUUCUUUAAGAAAUGUCUUUGAUUUUGUGGAGAUCAUACUCUAAAGCAAGAAACAAUUUUUUAUCGUGUGGAAAUAAUUGCAGUUCCUUUUCGUCGCUAUACACUUAUUUUGUUCGAACAUUUAGUGAUGAGAAGUCUUGUGGUCCAGAAUUUAGUAAUAGCACCAUUUUUAUUGAAAAUGGCUUUAAUGUUCACGAACUACCCGUAGUUGUGAGAAAAUUAAAAGAUUUGGAACAUUUAAAUGUCUCUUCGUCGAAGGAAACUUCACCAUCUACAAAUGAUUCCCUCAGUUAUCACCUCAUUCAAGAAGAGUUUAAGCAAUGUACCGACUUACGUGAAGUCUUUUCAUUAAUAACAAAAUGUACAAAAAUAACUCCUAAUAUUGCACUGGGGGCCAUUGAAAGAAUAUAUGAUUUAGAAAAAGAUGGAAACCUGAUUUUGCCUACAAAUGAAAGUAUUCAUAUUAACUUUGCUAAAGGUGCUAUAUUAGAAAAACUAUUAAAAGUUGUUAUGAAGAGUGAAGACACACAGACAAUACUUAAUGUGCUUAAGACAACCUCGUCCAUUAUGGAGCCUCAUAAACAUAAGUUUUGUGAUGAACUAUUUUUAAGAGUUAUUGAAAAUAAGUUAACAGUAGAGCAGUUGUGUGAAUUUGCAUUGUUUCUUAUAAAAAAUAGUAAUCAACAAAAUUAUUCAGAAAAAAUUGAUAAGUUAUGGGUUGGGUUUGUUGAUAAGGAGAAAGAGAUAAAUGAAAAUAACAUAGUACAUAUAUUCUAUGUAUUACCAGGUUUGAAGGUCAGUAAAAAAACAAUUCUAGCAUUGCUAGAGCAGAAAUUAUCAGAACUGUGGUGUAAAAUAAAGGUCCCAGUUAUGCAAGAAAUUUUUAAUAUAUUUUUAGUGGAGAAAUACUUCUCUUUACAGUCCUUUGCAGUUUUAGGACACUGGUUAUAUACAAACAUUCAUGCUUUAAAAGAUGAUGAACUAUUAGAUGCUAUUACAAAAUUUACUCGACUCAAGUACACAGAUCACCAAAUUGAGGCAGCAGUUGAAAAAUUCUUAAAAUUUAAGGCAUCAAAAAUAAAAUCGCAGGUUUUGGUCAUAGGUAUUUUGAAUUACUGUAUGCAAUUUCAAUUGUGUAAUAGAAAUAUUCUCAAAAUUAGUAGUCAAUAUUUAUUAAAUAACAUAAAACAGGUACCAUCCAGUUUCUUGAAGCCUUUUAUAUAUCCGUUCGGUUAUUUGUGUUUCAAUCCAGGUUCUGAGUUUUGGUCAUCAGUAGAAGAAGUGCUUCUGGAGAACUGUUAUAAGAUUAAAAUUGACGAUCUAAGCUUAAUAAUUCUCUCUCACAUAUAUUCUGGACAGUACCCAUUAAAAUUAGUAUAUAAAAUAUUUAGUCCGGAAUAUUUAGCUAAAAUAAAUAAUAAAGAUGUUUUAAAAAAACUGUAUUUAAUUGAUACAGCAUUAUCACUAGAGUGUAAAGAAUAUUUGGGACCACUAUUACCAAAGGACCAGUGGUUUAAGCCUGUAUUACAAGAUUGUAGAGUUAAGAAUAUUUUAGAGAAAAUUAAGGAUAAUAUUGUAGCAGUAGUUGGAGAGUUUUUAGAAUUAUCAACAGCUGUUGUUUUGCCAAAUUAUUGUUCAGACGAAACUUACUUAAUUGAUGUUAUGUUACAUCCAACUGGACAAGGGGAUAAUACUUUCAACUGGAAAUCUCCUUUGUUGAAAAAUGGUAGUAUAGCUGUUCUCAUACAUUUACCAGAUCAUUAUUGUUCUGAUAAUGAACUGUUGAUUGGACCUCAGGUCAUGAAGAAAAAACACUUGAAGAUAUUGGGGAUGAAAGUAGUAAGCUUGAAAUACUCUUUACUUAGUCAAUUUUAUACAUCUCAUGAUAAUGUGACACUCAGAAAAUAUCUCAAAGAUAGAAUUGACAAUGCAGAGUCUGCUUUGUAAGAUUAUUUCAGAUGUAUAGUGCAGCUAUAAAUGUGUUGGGAAAUUAAAUGUGAGAUGUAUAUGAUGAUAAAAUGUGUAUCAUGUUA
This is a messenger RNA of Melitaea cinxia (Glanville fritillary), 2136 nucleotides long. Its product is annotated as FAST kinase domain-containing protein 3, mitochondrial-like. NCBI's taxonomy places the organism in Eukaryota, Metazoa, Arthropoda, Insecta, Lepidoptera, Nymphalidae. Gene Ontology annotation, biological process: regulation of mitochondrial mRNA stability. The transcript has a single exon. Bases 116 to 2050 code for a protein of 644 amino acids. The record is from RefSeq and is a predicted model, not a curated record.